GGACCACUUACGACUUACGAGGGCUCCACUACGUCGUUGAUUGGUCAACAAAACGUUCUUCACCACCGCUUGCGGUUCUUUCACGGUAAAAGAUCAGAUCCCUAUUUGUUUCCUUCUCCAUUAAGAGUUCCCUCGCCACUGUGGUCCGCGGAUCUCUCAUAAUAUCUCUCUGUCUGUGUUCGACAUCACGAGCACCAGCUGAAAAUGCCGAGUCGCUGCGAAAUGCUCUGCGAGAUAAUCCUCGCCAUCGUCCUCCCCCCCGUGGGCGUCUGUUUCCGCCACGGUUGCUGCAGCAUUGAGUUCUUCAUCUGCUUGGUCCUGACUAUUCUUGGUUACAUUCCUGGAAUAAUCUAUGCUCUCUAUGUCAUCGUGUUUGUGGAUCGCGACCAGUACUUUGAUGAAUACAGGCGUCCUCUCUACGCCUAGUCCCGGCAUUCUCCUUGCUUCUAUGUACGCUUUGAUGACGUUUUAUCAAACUGAUGUCUUAUGUAUUGUUUAAACUUGUUUUGAUAUGAUGCGAUGAAUAUGAUAUUGGUUCACUUGGAUGGAGGAUUUAAGCCUUA
Molecule: messenger RNA, 563 nt
Organism: Alnus glutinosa
Lineage: Eukaryota; Viridiplantae; Streptophyta; Magnoliopsida; Fagales; Betulaceae
Product: UPF0057 membrane protein At4g30660-like
Exons: 2
Coding region: 205-426 (73 amino acids)
Cellular component (GO): membrane
Source: RefSeq, a predicted model, not a curated record